UGGGCAUCCAAUACAAUAGCCCCACACCACAGUUCCCUCAUUUCAUGGUCUUACUUUUUACCCUGAAAACACUCUCUCUUUUGUCCUCUUGUUUCUACACUUAUUAUCCAACCCAACAACACUCACUGCACUCCCUUCCUCAAAUCCUCACUCACAAACCACCGCCAUUACAACAAAAUUUCUCACCUCUCUCCCACCACCAACUCAAUCAUUCACAUCUCACAUUCUCUCCAUUCAACUCUCAAAAAAACCAAGCAAAGAAAACACACAAAAUAACCAAAAAAAAAAAAACCAACCUUACAUUAAACAUAUGGAUCUACUAGCCUCCAGUUAUAUCACUCUCAUUACUCUUCUUUUCCUCACUUCCAAAGGUGUAACUGGUUCCACCUUCACAUUUGUAAACAAAUGUGAUUACACAGUAUGGCCAGGCAUUCUAGCAAAUGCCGGCAGCCCAUCACUCGGAAGCACCGGUUUCGAACUUCCCCAACAAACAACCCGCUCAUUCCAAGCUCCAGCCGGUUGGUCCGGUCGGUUCUGGGCUCGAACCGGUUGCAACUUCGACGGAUCCGGUACCGGUUCAUGUCUCACCGGAGACUGUGGCUCUAACAUGAUAGAAUGCAACGGUGCCGGAGCUGCUCCUCCAGCAACACUCGCAGAGUUCACUCUUGGAACUAUAGGACAAGAUUUCUACGACGUGAGUCUCGUCGACGGUUACAAUUUACCGAUGAUUGUUGAAGGUUCGGGUGGGUCGGGUAUGUGUGAAUCAACUGGAUGUACUUCGGAUUUGAACCAGCAAUGUCCGGCGGAGUUGAGAGCUUCUGAUGGAAGCGCGUGUAAAAGCGCGUGUGAGGCUUUUGGUAGUCCUGAGUAUUGUUGUAGUGGCGCGUAUGGUUCACCGGAUACUUGUAAACCUUCUAUUUACUCACAGAUGUUUAAGAAUGCUUGUCCUAGAUCGUAUAGCUACGCAUACGAUGAUGCUACGAGUACUUUUACAUGUACUGCUGCGGAUUAUACCGUUACUUUUUGUCCAUCUUCUCCAAGUAAAAAAUCAUCACAAUAUCCAACAACUCCAAUGACCUCAACAACGUUACCAGGGACCUCAACAGCGUUACCAGGAACAGGGAAUCCUGUGAUUGGAACUGGGUCCGAAGGGGGGUCAGUGGAAUACACGGGUACCGACACACCAAUUGGGUAUUCAGUUCCUGUGAAUUCAGGGUCAGGAUCCGGAGGAGAGACCAUGCUAGCAGAUGGGUCAUAUUUAGCUGGAUUAGCCAUGGGAGACUCAUCUACAACAGCUUCAUCUUCGUUUGUCUACUUUUCUGGCUUUUUGCUUAUUCUCUUCUUGCUUUAGUACUUUUUAGCUAGUUGUAUUGUAGCACUAAUUUCAUGGUAUUUUGGUUUGUUAAAUGUAAAUUGGGUAUUUAGAUUUUCGGGUUUUUUGGGUUUAUGAAUUUUGGCUUCUUGUUGUGCCCACUAAACUAAAGCUGGCAGAUUCUUCCUUAUUGUAAACCACACCCAACUUAAGAUUCGCUGGAAAAAUUAUUGCGUCUUCCAUUGGUUAAA
Trifolium pratense (red clover) is the source of this 1563-nucleotide messenger RNA. RefSeq names its product thaumatin-like protein 1. The transcript is spliced from 3 exons. Bases 311 to 1351 code for a protein of 346 amino acids. Lineage: Eukaryota; Viridiplantae; Streptophyta; Magnoliopsida; Fabales; Fabaceae. The record is from RefSeq and is a predicted model, not a curated record. Gene Ontology annotation, biological process: defense response. Gene Ontology annotation, cellular component: extracellular region.